AUGCUGCGCGUCCCCAUCAUGCCGCCAUCCUGUCCCCCGUGUGUGGCCAUGCGUGUGCCUAUGGGGCCGCUGUCCCUGCUGCUGGCGCUGUCCCUGCUGUCCCCCCCGUGGGGGUCUGCGGCAGGGAGCUGCCCCCCGCGCUGCGUCUGCGCCUCCAACCUGCUGAGCUGCUCGCAGGCCAACCUGAGCGUGGUGCCGACGCCGCUGCCGCGCUUCACCGCCGUGCUGGACCUGAGCCACAACAACGUGACACGGCUGCGCGCCGACUGGGCGCCGGCGCGGCUGCCGCACCUGCACGCGCUGCUGCUGAGCCACAACGGGCUGGCCUUCGUGUCCACCGAGGCCUUCACCCACGUGCCGCGCCUGCGCCACCUCGACCUGUCCUCCAACCGCCUGCGGACGCUGGAUGAGAACCUGUUCAGCGACCUGGGCGAGCUGGAGGUGCUGCUGCUGUACAACAACGAGAUCGCCACGGUGGAUCGCACGGCCUUCGAGAACCUGGGCCGGCUGCGCAAGCUCUACCUGGGGCAGAACCGCAUCGCCCGCUUCCCGCUGGAGCUGCUGCGGGAGGGCACCCGGCUGCCGCAGCUGGCGCUGCUGGACCUGUCGGCCAACCGGCUGCGGGCCGUGCCCGCGGGGGAGCUGCAGGCGCUGCCUGCCUGGCUGCGCGACCGCCUCUACCUGCACAACAACCCCCUCAACUGCGACUGCCUGCUCUUCCAGCUGCUGGACCGCGGCCGCCGCCGCCACCUCAGCGCCGUGGAGGAUUUCCAGGAUGAGCUGCGCUGUGCCCUGCCCGGAACCGGCACUCAGGUCAAGAUCCUGGACCUGGCGGGCAAGCAGCCUCUCAACUGCAGCAAAGCACGGGAGGCGGUGCUGGAGGCGCACCUCGGGGACACCGUGACGCUGGGCUGUGACAGCCGGUGGCAGGGGGUGCGCAGCCGGCACUGGGUGACGCCGGGCGGGGACAGGGUGCUGGGGGACGGGGGCAAUGGCAGUGUGGUCCUGCUGGCUAACGGCAGCCUUGAGCUGCGGGCGCUGCGCCCUGAGGACACCGGCACUUACUCCUGCUGGGUGGCCGGACCCCUCCUCAACGAGACCGUCUACGUGGAGCUGCUGGUGCACAACUUCACCCUGCACGGCCCCCACGACACCCUGAACACGGCCUACACCACGCUGGUGGGCUGCAUCCUGAGCGUGGUGCUGGUGCUCAUCUACCUGUACCUCACCCCGUGCCGCUGCUGCUGCUGCCGCGGUGCCGAGAAGCCGCCGGCACCACGUGAUGACAGCAUCAACUCCUCGGUGCUGAGCACCACCCCGAACCACGCCGGGGGUGCCGGGGAGCCCUGCGGGUCCCACAUCGCCUCCAGCGCUGGCACGGGGCAGAAUGGCAGGUUCAAGGGUGGGGGGACACCCCCGCUGCCCGUCCGGCAGGGUCCCAAGGCGCAGAGGAAGGUGUCGGAUCCAGACUCGGUGAGUUCCGUCUUCUCCGACACGCCCAUCGUGGUGUGAGGGGACCCUGUGGGGACAGUCCCCAGGGACACGCCAUGGCAGCCACUGCAAGCUGUCCCUGGGCAGGAGGAAUGGCCAGACCCCCCACAGCUUGAGGGGUCACACUAUCACACCCCAGGACUGAGCACUGCUGCUGGCCCCCGCCAAGGUCACUGACACCAUGGGACAGUGAGAGACAAAGAUGUGACACACAGCUUUGGGACAGUCUCCCACUGUGACCUGUCCCUGGGCAGGAGAGGUGCCUGGACCCCCACCACCAUGGCCCCAGCUUUUGGGGAUCCCAUCAUCAUCCCCCAGGACUGAGCCUUGUCCCACACCCCCAGUGAAAUCACAGAGGGACCGUGAGGGACAAGGGUGUGAGGGGACACACCAUGGGGACAGUCCACCGGGACACCCUGUGUUCCUGCUGCUGCUGUGACCUGCUCCCCAUGGACAGAAGGGGUGGCUGGACCCCUAUGCCAUGUCCCCAACUUGGGGGUCAACACCACUGCCCCCCAGGACAGAGCAUCACUGCUGGCCCCCACGGUCACUGCGCAACCGCAAGGGACAAGGAUGUGAAAGGACACUGCAUGGGGCAGUCCCCAUGUGGCCUGUCACCGGGCAGGAAGGGUGGCCAGACCCCCACCACCAUGUCCCAGCUUUUGGGGGUCCCACCAUCACUCCCAGGACUGAGCAUCAUCCCUGGCCCCUGCUGAGAUCGCUGGGGGACUGCGAGGGACAGGGGCGUGAGGGGACACACCAUGGGGAGUCCCCAGGGACAUCCUGGGUCCCCACUGCCACUGUGAGCUGUCCCCAGGCAGGAGGGGUGGCUGGACCCCCAUCACCGUGUCCCCAGCUUUUGGGGGUCCCAGCAUCAGCCCUCAGGACUGAGCAUCAUCCCUGGCCCCUGCCAUGGUUGCUGGGGGACUGCAGUGGACAAGAGUGUGGGGAGACACACUGUGGGGACAAUCUGCUGCUGUGACCUGUCCCUGGGCAGGAGGGAUGAUCAGACUCCCACCACCGUGUCCCUCGUUUUUGGGGGUCCCACCAUUGCCCCUCAGGACUCAGCAUUGCUGCAGGUCACUGCAGGACCACAGGGACAAGUCUCUGUGAGGACAACGUGGCCACCAGCUGCAGGGCAUCAGCCCCACCAGGCACUGGAGGACCAAGGGACAGUGACAGUGGCACCCGUGAGCCCCCAGGAAUGGCAGCACCACAGGACCCCCCUCCCUGCAGCUCUGGCCCCCCAUUCUCCCCAGCCCCUCUUGGCAUGUGCAUGGCCAAGCAUGAGUCCCCCGGGGAGCAUGUGCCACCCCCAGGGGGACACCGGGGGGUGUCACCCCCCUGGGGAACCCCCAACACCCUCCUGGCCCCCCCUGCAACCCACAGCUGCAAACAAAGCCCCCUCCCCCACAGGGGGUGGGACCCGCGGGCUCCGGCACCCCACAAAGGUGGUGCCCCCCUCACAUCCCCCUGCCAGCCCAGCCUGUGUCUCCCUGCCCCCACCUGGAUGCUCCCCCCCUGCACUGGGCAAUGCCCAUUGAUGCCUUGGCCAAAAUAAA
This is a messenger RNA of Prinia subflava (tawny-flanked prinia), 3053 nucleotides long. It is a transcript of the gene AMIGO1, whose product is annotated as adhesion molecule with Ig like domain 1. The record is from RefSeq and is a predicted model, not a curated record. Lineage: Eukaryota; Metazoa; Chordata; Aves; Passeriformes; Cisticolidae. Gene Ontology annotation, cellular component: membrane. Gene Ontology annotation, biological process: brain development. The transcript has a single exon. Gene Ontology annotation, molecular function: protein binding. The coding region runs from base 1 to 1512 and encodes 503 amino acids.